AUGUUCGACACGGAGCGUUUUAUUAUUGAAGUACAAGAAAGACCUCCUUUAUAUGAAGUGAAGUCGAAGGAAUACGCCAAUCAGGCUUUAAAAGCGAAGUUAUGGAUGGAGAUAGGACAGGAAGUGGUUGCUCAUUGGGCUGAUUUAGGCCCAGAAGAAAAAAACAAAGCUGGUAAGUUUACUUAUUAUUUUAUUUCUUAA
Parnassius mnemosyne (clouded apollo) is the source of this 201-nucleotide messenger RNA. Lineage: Eukaryota; Metazoa; Arthropoda; Insecta; Lepidoptera; Papilionidae. The record is from the annotation of a GenBank genome assembly.